This is a messenger RNA of Oldenlandia corymbosa var. corymbosa, 1210 nucleotides long. The record is from the annotation of a GenBank genome assembly. NCBI's taxonomy places the organism in Eukaryota, Viridiplantae, Streptophyta, Magnoliopsida, Gentianales, Rubiaceae.
CUUAAAACCCGGAAGGAUAAAAUCUAGGCUCUUUACUCAGAAGGGGUCCUGAGAAUUUAACUGUAGGGUGACAGAGAAUUGAAUUCUUCCCAUUACAAUGUACUGUAGGGCUGUACUGAUUUCUCUGUCAUGUACAUUAUGACACAAUGGAUGUGGGCGCAAAUGGCGACAUGCAGUAAGUAAUCACCAUGGAAAAUGAAUCCAAAAAAACCCGUCAACUUGGAUGACAAGAGCCUAGCAAAGACUUUAAUGAACUUAAGGCCAUUCUUGAAACUUGUAAUUUUUUAGUCAUUUGGACCAAUUUUUUGCUGCUGUUUUCUUUUUUUCUGUUCUUCCCCCUUUUUCCCUCUUAUUAGUGUUGUUUUUUCAACAAAUGAGGGAGGCAGUAAACUUUUUGCCUUUCAGAUGGUCAGGUCUAUAUAAGGCUCCCUAAGCUUCCAUUCUACUUUUAUUCAUCUCCACUCCAAACUCACUAAAAAGAGCUUCAUUCUCAAAGAAAGGGAACUUCUUUCAUUUUUCUCAAUGUCUGCAACUACACUUAGUGGAUCAGUUACUACUUCUGAUCAGAAGAAGCAGAAGGCAGAGCUUCAGAAGCAGAAAUCAGUGAAGAAGGAGGAGAAAACACCAAGGUGCACUAACACCAGUUGCACCAAAUUCCGGCUGCUGCCUAAAAGGAAUGAAUUGUAUCCCUUUAAGCAUUUCAAACAUCUUGGAGAAAAGAUGGUAUCAUUUCUGCAGAUGAUGUCUCCAAGGAGAUGUUCUCCUAAAGUUACUUCUUCUUCUUCUUCCUCGGCAGACAGAGCAGCAAAGCCCUGUGCAGCUCCAGUUGAUUCUCACAGAGCUGAAGCCAUAGAUGAUUGUAUUGAGUUCAUCAACUCUUCCUCUUCAUUGCCAAGAUCGAAUUCUACCGUGCAGCAGCAAUAGAUAAAGCUAAUGGGUUGUUUUUAAUCAUCAAGAUGAUGAUGAUGAUGUAUUAUAUAUAGCUAGAUCCCAGAAUUUUGUGAUUCCAGAAUAUGUGAACUCUUGUAAUUGGUCAGUUUCUUGCUUGUACUAAAUAGAAUUGAGAAUUGUUCCUUUCCUUGCUUAGUAUAGGUUGAUCAGCUGAGUUGCUAAGUUGAGGCCAUUUGCCUUGCUAUUUUUUGUAGGAUGGUGGUGGGAGAUUUGUAUUAUAUAAUAUGCUACAUAUAAAAGGCCUGUUCAUGCAUUCACA